Molecule: messenger RNA, 855 nt
Organism: Triticum turgidum subsp. durum (durum wheat)
Lineage: Eukaryota; Viridiplantae; Streptophyta; Magnoliopsida; Poales; Poaceae
Source: the annotation of a GenBank genome assembly
AUGGCAGGACUGGAUUUGGGAACCAACUCCUACCUCCACCAUCACCAGCAGCUUCACCUCCGUCACGAUGACGGUGCCGGAGGAUCCGACGACGGCCAGGACGCGCUCUCGCCGGGCGGAGGGGGAGGGAGCGCAGCCGCAGGGGCUGGGAUAGGCGGCAGCGAGGUCGUGGGGCGCCGCCCACGCGGCCGGCCGCCCGGAUCCAAGAACAAGCCCAAGCCGCCAGUGAUCAUCACAAGGGAGAGCGCCAACGCGCUCAGGGCGCACAUCCUCGAGGUUGCCGCGGGGUGCGACGUCUUCGAGGCGCUUACCGCCUAUGCGCGUCGUCGGCAGCGCGGCGUCUGUGUACUAUCCGCGGCGGGGACCGUCACGAACGUGACUCUCCGGCAGCCACAGUCUGCCCAGAGUGGGCCAGCUUCGCCGGCGGUGGCCACACUCCACGGAAGGUUCGAGAUACUGUCCCUUGCCGGCUCUUUCCUCCCGCCUCCGGCGCCUCCAGGGGCCACCAGCCUCUCGGCCUUCCUAGCAGGAGGGCAGGGUCAGGUGGUCGGUGGGAGCGUUGCCGGUGCGCUCGUCGCGGCAGGGCCGGUGGUCGUCGUUGCCUCGUCGUUCAGCAACGUGGCGUACGAGAGACUGCCGCUGGAGGACGGCGACGAGGUGGUGCCUACACCGCCACCUGCGGGGAGCGACCAGGCCGGCGGUGGCAUGCCGUUCGGUGUUGAUCCGUCGGGGGGCUCGACAGGAGCUGGGCUCCAGUUCUUCAACCUGCCGAUGGGCAUGCCGCCAAUGCCCGUGGACGGGCACAACGGCUGGCCGGGCGCUGCCGGUGGCGUCGAGAGGCCGCCGUUCUCGUGA